Molecule: messenger RNA, 1638 nt
Organism: Cyphellophora europaea CBS 101466
Lineage: Eukaryota; Fungi; Ascomycota; Eurotiomycetes; Chaetothyriales; Cyphellophoraceae
Exons: 3
Coding region: 1-1638 (545 amino acids)
Biological process (GO): allantoate transport; tripeptide transport; transmembrane transport
Cellular component (GO): plasma membrane
Molecular function (GO): allantoate transmembrane transporter activity; dipeptide transmembrane transporter activity
Source: RefSeq, a predicted model, not a curated record
AUGACCGAAAUCUCUUCCACCGUAGCAAAAUCUACCAACGAAAAGCCUAAGGAUAGCUUAUCCCUUCAGCCACUACCCAUGAAGCACGACCUCGCCGGUGAUGAUCAGGUCAAAAAUCGUGGCGUGUUACAGACCGCCAAAGGCCUUGAGAAUGGCAAUUCAGAUGCUUCAGAAGAUGGGGAUAUUGUUGGCAGCUACACUACCGACGAGCCGAUGGGCAUUGAUCCUGCGGCAGACCGUCGCGUAUGCCGCAAAAUCGACUGGCAUAUCAUCCCUUGGAUGUUCACGCUUUACUUUGUACAGCAAUUCGACAAAUUAUCCCUGUCAUACGCAGCAAUCAUGGGGAUACGUGAAGAUCUGAACCUUACACCGGCGCAAUAUUCCUGGACUGGCUCGAUUCUAUACCUCGGUUAUCUGGCGUUUGUUUAUCUACACAACCGUAUGAUGCAGAAGUACCCUUUAUCGAGGUACAUUGCUUGCACCGUUGUCGGCUGGGGUAUCAUUCUCACGUGCCAUGCUGCAUGUACAAAUUUUGCUGGUCUCAUGGUUGUCCGCUUCUUCCUCGGGGCUUUCGAAGGGUCUAUUACCGCUGGGUUUGUUCUCAUGACGGCUCGCUGGUAUCGGUCUGACGAGCAGGCAACGCGCACCGCAUUCUGGUUUUGUGCAAACGGGUUUGUGCCUAUUCUGGGAGGUGCUUUCACAUAUGCAGUCGCCGAGGGCUUCUAUCGGAACAACAGUAUCACUUUCGCGCCUUGGAAGGUUGUCUUUAUCAUUAGCGGAAUUAUCACGGUCUUUUUCGGAGCUGCGAUGUUGUACUUCGUUCCCGACUCACCACUGGAUGCUAAAUGGCUGAACGAAGAGGAUCGCCAUAUUGCAAUGGAACGCUUACGAGCGAAUCAACAAAGCAUUGGAAACAAGGUUUUCAAAUGGAACCAGUUCCGUGAGGCCUUCCUGGACAUCAGGUCUUGGCUUUAUUGUCUCUUCUGUAUCACAUGUAUGAUUCCAUCGGGUGGUAUUACUGUUUUCUUUACCCUUCUGAUACAGGGCUACGGAUUCAAUCCACGAUCAACACUUCUGAUCACUAUGCCUGCUGGUGUGGUACAGAUUGUUGUCAAUAUUGGUGUUUCUUGGCUGGCGCAAAAGUACCGCAACCGGAUGCUUUGGGCUACAAUUGGGAUGUUGUUCAGCAUUUUCAGCAUAUCACUCAUGACCGGUCUUGCACGUGACGGACCAACUGCGCACCGAAUCGGACAACUCGUGGGAUACUACAUUCUCUACGGAAACUCAGCGACCGCCUUCAUCCUGAUUCUGAGUCUUAUCAGCACCAAUGUCGCGGGCUACACGAAGAAGACCACGGUCAACGCAAUGACCCUCUCUGCCUAUUGUGUCGGCUUCCUUAUCGGACCGCAGACUUUUAGGGACGGCCCUUACUACACGAACGCCAAGUACAAUAUUAUAGCACAGUACAUGGUGGCCCUCUCCUGCUGUGUUGCACUCCUCUUAAUCAACAAGAGGGAGAACAAAAAGCGGGAUAAUGCCGCUGCCACCUUAGCUACUGAAGAGGAUACACAACAACCAGGACGAGAAUUCGUGGAUUUGACAGACAAAGAGAACCCGAAGUUCAGAUAUGCUCUCUGA